Molecule: messenger RNA, 1059 nt
Organism: Cyphomyrmex costatus
Lineage: Eukaryota; Metazoa; Arthropoda; Insecta; Hymenoptera; Formicidae
Product: DEAD-box ATP-dependent RNA helicase 42-like
Exons: 3
Coding region: 1-1059 (352 amino acids)
Source: RefSeq, a predicted model, not a curated record
AUGGGGGAGAGUCAAGAAAGAUCUAGGAUAGAAAUUAUUAAGAAAAUAGAGGAUAGUAAUAGAGACUUAGAGAAGAAGGUAAUGACGGAGUUGAAGAAAGAGAUGGAAAAAAUGGGAGAAGAAAAUAUGAAAGUAAUAGAAGAAUUGAAGAAGGAAAAUGUUGAACUAAAAAGAGAGGUGACGGAGUUAAAAAGGAGAGAAGAGGAAAGAGAAAGAAAGAAGAAUAUUAUAAUUAAAGGGGAACAAGUAGAGGGAGGAUCAGCGAGGCAGGUAGCAGAAAAUCUGUGCAAUGAAAUAUGUGGAGAAGAAGUAAGAGUGGAAGACGCAAUAUUUUGCGGGAGCUGCGAGGUCAGCAUAAAUGGAGAACAAGCCGAAGAGAAAGAUGAAGGGGAAGGUGGAGAACGAGGGAGAGAACGUCGAGGUGAGGACGAGAAGGACAGAGAUAGCAAAAUAGAGAAGAAAGAAGAGAUACUUAGAGAUAGAUGUAGUAAUAAUAGCAGCAAGGGUGAAAGAAAAGGUGUGAAUGAGUGUGGAGAAGUGUGGGAGAACUUCUGGGAGUUCUUAGGAAAUUUUGAAAUAAUAGGAUUGCUAGAGACGUGGAUAGAUGAAAAAGAGUGGGGGAAGCUAAAGGAAAAAAUGCCGAAGGAAUGGAGGUGGAAGUGUCAGCCAGCAGAUAGGGAUAAGAGAAGAGGUAGAGCGAAGGGGGGGAUAAUUACGGGAAUAAGGAAAGAGAUAGAGGAAAAUAAGGAAGAGCUUGAAAGUAGGGAGGGGAUACAAGAAAGAAAGAUCAUAUUGAAUGGGGAAAAAUGGAGAGUGGUGACGAUUUAUAAUAGAGAAGGGAGAAAGAAGGGCUUAGAGGAUCUGCAGGAAGUUAUAAAGGAAGAGGAAAAGAGGAAGAUGGUGAUGGUAGGAGAUUUUAAUGCAAGGAUAGGAAAAGAAGGGGGAGUAAGAACUUUAAGUGGAGAGGAGAAAAGGCCGGAGGAGGGGAAAAGAGUAUCAAAAGAUAAAGUAAUAAACAAACAGGGUAAAGAGUUGCUCAGAGUGAUAGAAGAGAGAUAG